Molecule: messenger RNA, 2073 nt
Organism: Necator americanus (New World hookworm)
Lineage: Eukaryota; Metazoa; Nematoda; Chromadorea; Rhabditida; Ancylostomatidae
Exons: 21
Coding region: 1-2073 (690 amino acids)
Biological process (GO): glutathione catabolic process
Cellular component (GO): plasma membrane
Molecular function (GO): glutathione gamma-glutamate hydrolase
Source: RefSeq, a predicted model, not a curated record
AUGCGGUUCCCUGCAACGUCCUCUAUUGCGACGCGCCAUCCUUGCGUACCUUCCCCGCCAUUCGUCGAAAAUCCAUUCCGACGCCCCGAUGAGCAAUUUAUUUCAUUCGACGAAUCCCAGGCGGGGCGGAGCUCAAAGGCGUUUAGAAUUGUCAAUGCGGAUUCCACGACAAUGAGCGUCGGUCAGGCGCCAAUCUUUGUCACCACCAUAUCAACACAACCGUUUCCUGGUCGAUCAGCAAACUCUUUUAAUUCUAGAGCAGAAGCCAACAGCAACAAGACAGACAGUCUCGAAAGGAAGGAUCGCGUGGAGGAAACUGGAUUUCGGCAGUUCCUAUUCACUCUCACGGUCGCAUUAUUGGUGAUGAUCAUCCUUAUUACAUUAGUCUUUCUCUUUACGGGUUCGACAUAUGGCGUGCCAUUUGUCAACAAUGUGCCUUUCGAUUGGCCACCGCCUUCGAACAGUGUCGAGGGAAGAUUUCAGAAAGCCGCUGUCACCACCGAUCACGGUAUAUGCUCGCAAAUCGGAGGGAGCACUCUGAAAAAAGGUGGAAAUGCCGUCGACGCAGCAAUAGCGGUAAUGUUCUGCUUAGGGGUGACAAAUCCUCAGUCAAGUGGCCUUGGUGGUGGAUUCCUCAUGACAAUCUACAACAAAACCGAAGGUAGAUGCAUUGCGAUUGAUGCGAGAGAAACCGCUCCUGCUGCAGCACAUAGAGAUAUGUUCCGCAACGAUAGUGACGGGUCAAAAUACGGGUUUAAAUCGGCCGGAACUCCAGGAGAACUUGCUGGGUAUUGGCACGCAUUUACAAAUUAUGGAUCAGCACGAUUGUGUCAAAAUGGAGUCCCCGUGUCGGAGUACCUCGACAAUGUCAUGAAGGUGAAGGAACGACAUUUCCGCCUUUUCCCCAGCAUGAAAGCGUGGAUAAAUCCAGCAACGAAUAGCACGUACAAAGCUGGGGAUCUCCUACCUCGGCCAAAAUUGGCAGAGACCCUGAUAACAAUCGCCAACUCGGAUGAUCCGGUGAAGCUCUUCUAUCACGGUACAAUGGCUGAAACAAUUGCUAGGGAAAUGGCAGAGGGAGGUGGCAUAAUUACCCAACAGGAUCUCGCCUCAUACAAACCCAUCGUCUAUGAUCAACUAACAAAUCACCACUUCCGUGGUGACCUCGUAAUGUGUGGUGGGCCUCCACCCUCUUCGUUUGCCGUCACGCAACUUAUUGUUUCCUUAAUGAGUGCACUCUACCCAGAUGGACACAAAACGGACAUUCUCAGCGAUCCGAAAGCUAUUCAUCAUUUUAUUGAGUCUAUGAAAUUUGCUUAUGCUCAAAGAACCCUCCUGGGAGAUGUUUCAUUCGUUCCAUCCGCAAUGCAUUUGGCUAAAAAUAUGACAACAAAAGAGUACACCAAAUGGAUUGUAGCAAGAAUGAAGGACAUCGCUCAACCAUCCUCAUACUACGGAGGCAUCAAUCAAACCCAUGUACCCGAUCACGGGACCUCGCAGGUGUCAGUACUUGACGAGUAUGGCAAUGGAGUUUCAGCAACGACAACAAUAAACCGAUGGUUUGGUGCUGCAGUCGAAUCCGAAGCUUAUGGCAUUGUUUGGAACGAUGAAAUGGAUGAUUUCUCGACUCCGGGUAUGGCAAAUGGUUUCGGCUUCGCUCCGUCAGAGACAAAUUUCAUCCAACCCGGCAAACGACCGAUGAGUAGCAUGAGUCCGAUGGUGAUCUUCGAUGAGAAAACCAAGGAGCCACGGAUGGUGAUCGGCGGCUCUGGAGGAUCCAAGAUUAUUUCUGCAGUAGCGAAGGCUAUUGUUCGGCCGUUAAUCUUUGGUGAAACAAUAAAACAAGCCAUUGACUCACCUAUGUUGCACAACCAAUUCACGCCGGAUAUCGCACAGAUUGACGACUCUUUUCCCAAGGAACUUAAAUCUGUCUUGGAGUGGAAAUUUGGCCAGAAAUUCCGAAAUACCACUGGUUUCGAGGGCAUCGUACAGGGUAUUACUAAGGGUCAAGACGGAAUUCGUGCAUGCGGUGAUUUCAGGCGAAAGACAAUUCAAAAACCAUCAGGGAAUUAA